AUGGCUCUGAUACACGCAAGCAUGGAGUACAAAAACGAAGGCCACAGUGGAGUUAAUCAACUGGGCGGUAUAUUCGUUGGUGGUAGACCUUUGCCCGAUUCCACACGCCAACGCAUCGUAGAGUUGGCACACGCCGGCGCCAGACCUUGUGAUAUCUCUCGAAUCCUCCAGGUGUCCAAUGGAUGCGUCAGCAAGAUCCUCGGACGGUACUACGAAACCGGCAGCAUCCGGCCAAGGGCAAUCGGAGGCUCAAAACCGCGAGUUGCAACUCCCGAGGUGGUCAACAAGAUCUCACAAUUCAAGAACAACUGCCCCAACAUCUUCGCAUGGGAGAUUCGAGACAAGCUCCUCAACGAGCGAAUCUGUACUCCGGAGAAUAUACCGAGCGUGUCCUCAAUCAAUCGGGUCCUGCGAAAUCUGGCCGCCCAGAAGGAGUUCAGUAAGAAGCCGCACGCGUCGGACGCGCCAAGUGAUGACGUCGGUGUCUACCUGCAAGGGAAGUCGCUCAAUGAUGCAUCCUUCAUACACUACAAGUACGGAGAUAGCUGCCGCGCGUCGAUGCAGAGCUCGGAAUCGGUGUUGCGCAUCAAUGACUCGUACAGCCGAGGCGGUGGAGCAAAUAGUGGUGGAGGAAAUAGUGGAGGAGGUAGUGGUGGUGGUGGAGCGGCAGCGGGUGGUGCCUCCGAGUCAGACGUCAAGCCAAUCCAGGACGACGGAAAGAACAACCCAUUCGCAAAGCACUGCUUCACGAACCUCGACGCAGCAGGAGUAGGGGUGGGGACUGGCCCCGGGGUGGUGGGUGGUCCUGGUCCAGGGAAGCAAGGCUUCGUGGACAGUGACACCGAGAGGUUGAGCUUGAAGCGCAAAUUACAACGUAACAGAACGUCCUUCACCGUCGAUCAGAUAGAGUUCCUCGAGAAGGAGUUCGAAAGGACCCACUACCCAGACGUAUUCUCUCGUGAGCGGUUGUCUUCCAAAACUAACCUUCCAGAGGCCAGGAUCCAGGUGUGGUUCUCGAAUCGACGCGCAAAAUGGCGCAGAGAAGAAAAGCAGCGCUCCCAAGCGGUGUCCGAAGGAAGCUCAUCAUCAGCAGCAGCGGCAGCGGCGGCGGCGGCGGCUGCUGCAGCAGCAGCAGCAGCUGUUGCCGUACAGAACGCCUCCAUCUCAUCCUGCUCUCUCAACCUAUCCGCACCCCUCGUCUCGCACGUGUACGACUCCAACAUGUGCGUGGAGGACUCCAACAGCAACUACCUGAGCAAGACAUACCCACUCGAGCCAUCCUUCCAGAAUCUAGACGCGCUCAAGUCCCAAACUGGCGGCCACCCUGGACCCGCACCCCAGCAACUCUCCCCAGCCGCUAUGUCCUUCAAGCUAUCCUUCCCUAACACCGCCGGCGGCGGUUCUAGCGCUGGUGGCGGUGUCGGCGGCGGCGUUGGAGGCCCAACCGGUGGCACCGGUGGCGGCGUCGGUACACCAGACGGUUCCUCCGGUAACCUGAUGGGGUCGGUUUCGUCGCUCGGUGGCAACACCGGUUUCCCGCAUGCAUCUACCUCAGACGACAAGUCGCUGUACAACCACUUCGCCUACUCGGCCGCCGCCAACAUGCACCACAGCUACUCGGCCGCAGCUGCCGCCGCCGUCGACCAGUCGUACAACGGGAUGUACCUGAAGAACCAGCUGUACAACCUGCCGGCCAAUGCCGGUGUUCUCAGCUUCCAGUCCACGCUCGAGUGGAACAAGAGUUAAUGGCACGGGGCCGGCCUUGAGUCGGCUCCGGCGACCAGUGGUGAGCGGUUCCAGUAGCCUGGGACGUGUUCAACUGCUGCUAUGAUGCAGAUAUGACACAGGGUGUCGGUUCGAUGGUGCAUCCCGGGUUAGUCGGGGAUAAGGUGGACGAGCGUAGCGGAGGAGGUGUUACUUAAACAAAUGGAUAUAUCAGUUAAACAGAUGCAUUUCCUUCAUAUAGUAUCGAAACGGUGAUUUGCUAGCACACAAACAAAGCUCGAUCGGUAGGCGGACGUGACGUGACGGUUGUUCUCGUAUUUGAAAUAUAAGGUAUUUUUUAUAAAAAAAAACUGUCACCAUUUAACGGUGGAAGGAACGGAAGGAAUGUUAGGGAAGCGACGACUUACAAAUACUCACAUGCGCGAAUACUUUACUAGGUGAAAAUAGGCGGACGGAGGGAUCCUGGUCCCUACCCACAACAAGCAAACUAUUCAAUAACUUCAACGGAAUGUACAAUAAAUAGUGAAAUCUUAUAACUAUUCCUGGCGCCAGG
Messenger RNA from Anopheles nili, 2278 nucleotides. Its product is annotated as paired box protein Pax-6-like. Gene Ontology annotation, molecular function: DNA-binding transcription factor activity, RNA polymerase II-specific; RNA polymerase II cis-regulatory region sequence-specific DNA binding. The coding region runs from base 1 to 1746 and encodes 581 amino acids. Gene Ontology annotation, biological process: anatomical structure development; regulation of transcription by RNA polymerase II. The transcript has 6 exons. Lineage: Eukaryota; Metazoa; Arthropoda; Insecta; Diptera; Culicidae. The record is from RefSeq and is a predicted model, not a curated record.